Messenger RNA from Exophiala oligosperma, 873 nucleotides. RefSeq lists its product as uncharacterized. The record is from RefSeq and is a predicted model, not a curated record. The transcript is spliced from 5 exons. The coding region runs from base 1 to 873 and encodes 290 amino acids. NCBI's taxonomy places the organism in Eukaryota, Fungi, Ascomycota, Eurotiomycetes, Chaetothyriales, Herpotrichiellaceae. Gene Ontology annotation, molecular function: oxidoreductase activity.
AUGACUUCAUACGAGGUCAAAGAUUCAGACCUCGAUGCCCUUGGAGGAAAGACUGUCCUCAUAGUCGGAGCCGCGACGGGUAUAGGUCGUUCAACCGUCUUGCUCGCCCAUCAACAUGGUGCGAAUGUGGCCAUAGGAGAUUGGAAUGAAGGGGAAGGAGAAGCACUCGCCACCAGCCUCAAAGAACGAGUCUUGUUUCAAAAAUGUGACAUGUCGAAUUGGGAAAGUGUGGUCGAUUUCUUCAAGAAAACAUGGGAAGCGUUUGGGGCGAUCGAUGUUGUCCUCGCCAACGCGGGAAUUCAUAGCGAAAAGACAUGGCUAGCCGACGCCUUGAGAGUCUCCGAGGAACUCGUCCAUCCUGACAUGAAUACGAUGAGGGUCAAUCUGGAUGGAAUGGUUUACAUGACACAGUGUGCGAUACAUUAUUUUGCAAGACGACCAGAAGUGAAGACUCAACUCGUCUUUACUGGAUCCGCAGCAAGUUUUCUCGACACUCCACCUCUAUAUCAAUAUUGUGCUUCGAAAGCCGGUGUGUUGGGAUUGAUGAGAUCACUCAGAACCGAUAUUCCUCGAGUCACGAAGGGCCAAACUACGGUCAACAUGGUGGCACCGUGGCAGACAUCGAUGACAUCGGAAAAGUUUUUGGAGAUAUGGGGUGAUUUACCUAGUAACAGCACCCAAGGAGUUGGCAAGGCGUUGUUGUUGCCCGCUCUACGUCCGGGGUUGAAUGGAUUGUCACUGUUGGUGCAUGGUGAUCAGAUUACGGACUUGGAAGAAAGUCUGGCUGCUACGAUGCCGCAGUGGAUGGGCCAGGAGUUGUCCGAGGAAGUGAGAGAAGGUCAACGACGAAUAUUGGGGGUAGAGAAAUGGUAA